Messenger RNA from Staurois parvus, 355 nucleotides. The record is from the annotation of a GenBank genome assembly. Lineage: Eukaryota; Metazoa; Chordata; Amphibia; Anura; Ranidae.
AUGUCAGUUGAAACAAAGGAGAGGAUUAUAAAACUUCUUCAAGAAGGUAAAUCAUCAUGGAAUGUUGCAAAAGAUGUUGAUUGUUCCCAGUCAGCUGUGUGUAAAAUCUGGAUCAAGUACAAAGUAAAUGGGAAGGUUGUAAAAGGGAAGCGUACUGGUAGACCAGGGAAGGCAUCAAAGCUUCAAGAUAGGAAACGUAAAGCAAUAUGCCUUGAAAACAGAAAAUGCACAACAAAAUAAAUGAGAAACAAAUGGGUAGAAACUGGAGUCAAUGUCUGUGACCGAACUGUAAGACAUCGCCUAAAGGAAAUGGGAUUUACAUACAGAAAAGCCAAACGAAAAACCAUCAUUAACA